CACGGAGUGGGGUUACGCGCGGCUCACGUUUCGCAAAAAAAAAACGCGCGUGACACGUAGGUUGUUUCCAGAAAACAGAUCGACGAUAAGGUGGCAUAUGUUCCGUUGAACGAGAGCCGGCGUACGACACGAAAGCAAGAGUGAUGGGAAUCGACAGUAUGAGAGUCAGCGGUGGCAGAUGCCCGCCCCUCUUAGUCGGAGGACUUCUGCUGGUGUGCCUCAUGCUCGUCUGCAGCUGGUGGACUCUGUCUUCCGAGAAUCUGGAGCUCAUCAGGCAGAUCGACGACCUGAACGAACAGCUUAAGAUAAGUGCUGAAGAAAGAGAUCAGUGCGUAACAUUGCGUGGUAACUUGGAACAAAGGUUUAAGCACACAGAAGAUGAGUUGGCUUCCUUACAUGUCCGCUUGGAGCAACAGUUGGAUUUUAAAAAGAAAAAUGAGGAACUCGAAGAUUCAGUUACUAUGUGCAAAAGUGAGCUAGACUCGCUAAACAAACUGGACGCCACGAAAACUGCAACGUUAGAAACACUAAGAUUAGAAAAGGAUACAAUUAAUACUCAAUUAGAUGUGAAGCGAGAUGAGAAUAAAAAACUUCAAGAAGAACUAGAUAAACUGAAAGGAGAAAUAGAUCAACUCAAGCUUGGUUGCAAUUCACCACCUGAGAAGAAAGAGAUUUCAAAUCUUGAACCACCAACGACAGUGGUCAUUAACAAGCCUCAGUUGCAUCCUGUACUGGAGUCUGCUGUAAGAGUAUCCGUAGCUGGUCAGCGAGGUUUGAUGUUCCACGGAACUCCGAUCCUACCAAGCAACCCACCUGGUGCUGUGCGCCAAACUCCUCGUUUCUCAGUGACUAUGUUGAAGAAAGUUGAAACGGAAUCGAAACGAAUCAAUGACACGACGAAUAAUUCCGCAGAGCAGGAUAAUCCAGUUGCCAACAUUUUGGACGAUCCUGAAAAUCGUGCACGUGAUAACAAUGGAGAUGACGUACAAAACACAGAGGAUACGCUAUUUCCAGACAAUUAUGAAGAAGAUGAUAAAAUGCAAGAUGUCACAAAGAAAUCUAGUAGCAAAAUUAUGUCAGUAUUACGAAAUAUAACUUAGACAUAAAUAAUGCAAUCUUGCAA
Cyphomyrmex costatus is the source of this 1123-nucleotide messenger RNA. RefSeq lists its product as uncharacterized. The coding region runs from base 144 to 1100 and encodes 318 amino acids. The transcript is spliced from 6 exons. NCBI's taxonomy places the organism in Eukaryota, Metazoa, Arthropoda, Insecta, Hymenoptera, Formicidae. The record is from RefSeq and is a predicted model, not a curated record.